UCGUGACUAUAUAUAAUGGAGGGCAAGGGUGCACCCUGCUGCUGUGGUACUCAGUAUAUUGAAUACUACAGUACAAGUGCUAUGGCUGAAACUAAGAAAAUAAUCAAUCCAAGAGUGGAAAUUGAUACAUCUCCGCCUUUCGAGUCAGUGAAAGAAGCUGUCGAUCAUUUUGGGGGCAGUGGCCCUUGGAUUCCCCAUCACUUGCUCCGUUUACCUCCUCCCGACAAUGAUUCUGAAGUCGUAGACGUGGGGAAAAUGGAGGAGCAAGCAGUAAAAUUUGAGAAAGAUUUGAUUGUGAAGGAACAAGAAGCCCUCAAUGUCUUGAGAGAAGUGGAAGAAGCUAAAAGAUUUGUAGAAGGAUUGAAAGUAAAUUUGAUGCAAGAAGUUUCUGAGUUUGUGUCCAGUCCCGGUUUACAUCCGGAGAACCAAAUUCCAAAUCGUAAUGAGCUGUCAGCAGAAAACUUAAGUCUAUGCCCUCUUCAGUCCCCAGGGCAUGUACUAAUGGAAUUAAACCGAGCAAAAUUAGACCUUAACAAGAUGUCGACAGACCUUACUGUGAUUAGAUCUUCUGUUGAGACUCUGAAUAAGAAAAUGAAGAAAGAAAAGGUAAUUCUUGACAGAAGCAGUCAGAUGAAAUCCCUUGAUUCAGCAGCAGGGUUCUCCAUUGACGAAAACAACACUAUGAACAACGAGCUCCUGCAGUUGAGCUUUGAAGCAGACCAAUUCAAGAAAAUGGCAGAAGCUUCAAGGUAUGAGGUGAUGAAAGCGAUGUCAGAGAUUGAACGAACAAAAGCGAGUAUUAGAAUGGCUGAAAUGAGGUUACAUGCAGCCAAAAAGAUGGAAGAAGCAGCUAAAGCUGUGGAAGCAAUUGCUUUUGCGGAACGAAAGGCUUUACUAAAUGGAAAGAAGUCUUCAACUGUUGUUCAGCACACAACUGAGGGCAUCACAAUUUCAUAUGAAGAAUAUUAUGCUCUUGCCCGAAAAGCGCAGCAAGCUGAAGAGCUAUGCAAAACAAAAUUUGUAGACACAAACACUAUGCACAGAACUAAUGAAGCAAACCAAUCUGAGGUGUCUAUUACAAAGAAGAUGGAGGAAACUACCAAAGAAAUUAGACACAACCGGAGUACUCUAGAAGAGGCUUUGGACAAUGAAGAUGGUACUCAAAGAAGUCGUCUUAGUGAACAAGAUGGUUUCUACAGGGAGAGAUCAGAACACACUCAAUUGCAUUACUCGGGGCAUAAUACCUCAGUCAAAUCUAAGUUCAGAAACCCUCAGUCAUCUCUCACUAGUCAUGGGAACCCUCGGCUAGCUGAUGACAACGAAGCAGACAAUGUCAAUGACAAGUCAGUCCCAGUCUUUCGAUCAUCAAUAUCAAUUGGAGACAUACUAAGUAGGAAGCUGAUUUUGCGAGAUGAUCAUAUUGUCGUGGGUAAGCAUAUGGAAAGCCACACGGAAAGAAAGCACGUGUCGUUUAGCCAAAUGUUGAGGGAACAGAGUGGGAUCAUAUUGAAUCCCACAAAAGCUAUGAAAGAAGGGGAUGUACACAAGCAGUUCAUUACACAUAAGAAGAAGUUUGGUUUCAUCCAAGUACCACUUCCCAGACAGAAUAAGAAAAAGACACAGCCUUUGAACAUGAGAUGAUCUGCCCUUCCUCUUACAUCAGUCUUAUACUUGUUUACUCGGCUUGCACAUCUUUUCGUUUUUUUUUUUUUGCAGUGUGUAUUAUCUGUUGUGUUUGUGAUUUGUGAUUACUGAGCGUUGCCGUUUUCUCUUCAUGAUUGAUGUAAAGCUCCUCUUGAAGCUAACGAUCUUGUGCAUUUUUAUGGAAAAAACAUUGAGACAGAAAAUGUACUA
Messenger RNA from Solanum pennellii, 1854 nucleotides. Its product is annotated as WEB family protein At2g38370-like. NCBI's taxonomy places the organism in Eukaryota, Viridiplantae, Streptophyta, Magnoliopsida, Solanales, Solanaceae. The record is from RefSeq and is a predicted model, not a curated record. Bases 16 to 1641 code for a protein of 541 amino acids. The transcript has 2 exons.